AUGAUUCUUCUCCGGUCCUCACUACUGAGGCCUGGGUCGACUCGAGAUUCCGCUCGUCUGUGCUCGAAAUGUUUCCUGCGCGUCUCUCACCCCCAGCGACCCGCCGCAGCCCGCAGCUUUCUCUCUUCCUCCCGGCCGCCGACUGGGAUUGCUGAUCGUGAAUCACCUUCCUUGACUGCUCAGAAGGCAUAUUUCUCUGCCAACCGCACAACGGAUAGCUUGUCUGCGAAAAAUGGCCUUUUGGCAUCCUUGUCUGACGCCCAUCCCUCCGCCCAACCGAGCCUCAAAACUACACCAACAGAGAGUGCGGGCUCCUCAGGGCCCGUCUUGUCCGAAUCUACAACAGAAGAAUUACCGCAUCGUCGGAGGAAACGGUUAAAGGAAGAACUGGCCAAAAAUGAUGACACAGAAAGCGUCAUUCCCCCGGAUGCCUCGUCACAAUUGUCCUCUCUCUCCUCCGCACUUCCCGCAACCUCCCUCCGUCGCAAGCUGGCCGCGUUUCUUGCUCUCACGAAACCGCGUCUCUCGUUCCUGAUUGUAUUGACGACCACAUCCGCAUAUGGGAUGUAUCCUAUCUCCUCUCUCCUUACUCUCGAUCCUUCAAUGACCCCUCUCCCAACCCUCUCAACCUCGACAUUGACCUUUCUCUACUUGACCGCGGGGACGUUCUUGUCGUCGUGCAGCGCCAAUACUAUAAAUAUGCUGCUGGAACCCAAAUACGACGCACAGAUGUCGCGAACCAAGAACCGACCGCUGGUCCGCGGACUCGUCUCGACCCGGGGGGCUAUUUUCUUUGCGAUUGCGACGGCUGUUCUCGGUCUCACUCUGCUAUACAUCGGAACGAACCCAACGACUACCGCUCUGUCAGCGAGUAACAUCUGUCUGUAUGCCUUUGUAUAUACACCGCUGAAGCGGAUAUCGGUCAUCAACACUUGGGUCGGUGCCGUCGUAGGAGGCAUUCCUCCCUUAAUGGGUUGGACCGCUGCGGCAGGUCAAACAGCGACCACAGGUCACGAUAGCUGGCAAGAUAUGCUCUUCAGCAAGGACAGCAUUGGUGGAUGGCUGUUGGGUGGUAUUCUCUUCGCGUGGCAGUUCCCCCAUUUCAAUGCCUUGUCCUAUACUAUCCGUGAAGAAUACAAAGCCGCCGGGUACAGGAUGCUCGCAUGGACCAAUCCCGCCGCAAACGCGCGUGUCGCGCUGCGAUACUCAAUCAUGAUGUUCCCGAUCUCCAUCGGGCUGUGGUGGGUAGGCGUGGUCGGUCAUGGUUUCCUGGUCGGCAGCACCGUCGCCAAUGGCUGGCUGGUGAAGGAGGCCUACCGAUUCUGGCAACAUCAGGGUGCCAACGGUAGUGCUCGAAGUCUCUUCUGGGCUAGUAUCUGGCAGCUUCCGAUCCUCCUUGUUGGCGGUCUGGUUACCAAGAAGGGUCUCUGGGACGGUGUCUGGAACAACAUCUUCGGCCAGCCGGAAGAAGAUGAGGGCGAGUUUUUGUACUAUGAAGACGAAGAUGAGGAAGUGGAAACGAAAAGCAGCUCAGAGCUUCAGAAACCGAGAAGCUCAUGA
This is a messenger RNA of Aspergillus clavatus NRRL 1, 1560 nucleotides long. It is a transcript of the gene cox10, whose product is annotated as protoheme IX farnesyltransferase. Gene Ontology annotation, molecular function: protoheme IX farnesyltransferase activity. The record is from RefSeq and is a predicted model, not a curated record. The transcript has a single exon. Gene Ontology annotation, biological process: heme biosynthetic process. Gene Ontology annotation, cellular component: mitochondrial membrane; mitochondrion. The coding region runs from base 1 to 1560 and encodes 519 amino acids. NCBI's taxonomy places the organism in Eukaryota, Fungi, Ascomycota, Eurotiomycetes, Eurotiales, Aspergillaceae.